AAAGAAGCUGUAUAGAGCAAGCAGCGCUGGUGCUGUCCCCUCUGCAAUCCCCAUUACAUCCCAUUCCUGCUCUUCCCAUCUCCACGUUUUGCAUUCCAGCCUUUUCACUUUCUGUGGAUCAAUGGGUGAACACAUUUGAUUCUUAGCUCACAUACACUGCUGCUGGAUUGCUCUAGUAACAAGUGAGCUCUUUAAAGCCCCUGUCUUUUUCUCCUCUCCCAAGAAAAGAGAAAUCAUUAAUCUCUGCCUUGUCUUUUAUUUAUUAAUUUUUUAAAAAAACAAAAAAAACCUUUUUACCCACAUUGUUUUUUAUUUUUAUCCUGCACUGGGGACAUGGGACUCUGCUACAGAUUUAUUUUGUGCACCUGGAUCUAAUUCUGGAGGAUUUAUCUUUGGAUGAUUUUCACUGGGACCUUCAGCCCUGCACCCUACAAGCUUUCCCCGACUUGUUUUUGAGGGGGGGUUACUCAGGGCUGAUGCUGAACGGGACUAAAAUUAACUUUGUUUGCUUGAAGCCACCAAGGAACCAGGAAUAUUUAAGGCAAUCAGGGUUGAGUGUGCGUGCAUGAGUGUGCUUGGGAAUUGGGACAGAAAUCGGGAGGUGUUUGCUGAAAUAUGGAGAAUUGUCUUGGAUUUUAUUCACUACCAAAGCUGGUGCUUCUUCUGUAUGGAUUGACUCUGCUCAGCCUAAAUCUCCCGGUAUCUGGUUCACAGGUCAACAGUUUUACAUCGUUAUGGUUCCUGUCUGAACCAUCAGAUGUCGUUACCAUGCGUGGAGGCAAUAUUGUUCUUAACUGCUCAGCACAAUCUGAUCGGGGACCACCAAUAAUCAAGUGGAAGAAGGAUGGAGUUUAUCUGAAUUUGGCAAUAGAUGAAAGAAGACAGCAACUCCCCACUGGGUCUCUCCUAAUACAGAAUGUGGUCCACUCCAGGCACCACAGACCGGAUGAGGGUGUUUACCAGUGUGAAGCUUCCUUAGAUGGUGUUGGAACAAUAGUCAGUCGGACAGCUAAAGCAAUAGUUGCAGGUCCACUGAGAAUUCUCUCCCAGACGGAGUCUGUCACAUCAUUUGUGGGAGACACGGCAUUGUUACGGUGUGAAAUUGUGGGGGAGCCCAUGCCCACCAUAUCUUGGCAGAAAAACGAAGAGGAUCUUAAAGUAACACCCGGGGACCCCCGUCUGCUUGUGCUCCCCUCGGGGACGUUACAGAUUAGCAGACUUCAAACAGCAGAUGGUGGGGUUUAUAGAUGUUUGGCGAAAAAUCCUGGCAGUUCCAGAGUAGGAAAUGAUGCUGAACUCCGCAUUCUGUCAGAAUCGGGGCUACACCGACAGCAAGUCUUUAUUCAGCGGCCGUCCAAUGUUGUUGCUAUCGAAGGACAAGAUACGGUUCUGGAAUGUGCUGUUUCUGGGUAUCCAACUCCAACCAUCGUAUGGAUGCAGGAAGAUGAACCUGUUCCAAUCAGGACAAGGAAAUACUCUGUGCUGGGAGGCAGCAAUCUACUCAUUUCCAAUGUAACAGAUGACGACGCGGGGACGUACACGUGUGUGGCUACCUACAAGAAUGAAAACACCAGUUUUUCUGCAGAUCUCACUGUUAUGGUGCCGCCGCGGUUUUUAAAUCACCCUGCAAACCUUUAUGCCUAUGAGAGCAUGGAUAUUGAGCUUGAAUGUGCUGUUUCGGGAAAGCCUCUGCCUACAGUCAAGUGGACCAAAAAUGGUGAAGUGGUCAUUCCCAGUGACUACUUUCAGAUUGUGGGUGGCAGUAACCUAAGGAUUCUGGGACUGGUGAAGUCAGAUGAAGGCUAUUACCAAUGUAUAGCUGAAAACGAGGCUGGGAAUAUCCAAACCUAUGCACAGCUUAUCAUUCCCGAUCCUGCUGUCCCCAGUUCCAGCGUUCUCCCCUCUGCUCCCCGAGAUGUGGUCCCUGUCUUGGUUUCCAGUCGAUUUGUUCGUCUUAGCUGGCGGCCGCCUGUCGAGUCCAAAGGGAAUAUAGAGACCUACACUGUCUUCUUCUCCAAGCAAGGAGCACAAAGGGAACGGGCUGUGAAUACUUCACAACCUGUAUCACUGCAGCUAACUGUGGGCAAUCUAACACCAGAGGAGACCUACAAUUUUCGAGUGGUGGCCUAUAAUGAAUGGGGUCCUGGAGAAAGUUCCCAACAGAUCCAAGUUGUGACCCAACCUGAACUGCAAGUUCCAGGACCUGUAGAAAAUCUUCAAGUUGUCUCUACCGCACCUACCUCAGUCUUGAUUUCCUGGGAACCUCCUGCUUAUGCAAAUGGUCCUGUUCAAGGAUACAGAUUGUUUUGUAGAGAAACUUUUUCAGGGAGAGAACAGAAUAUUGAAGUGGAUGGAAUAGUAUACAGACUUGAAGGACUUCGAAAGUUUACAGAGUACUGUAUACGAGUCUUGGCCUACAAUCGAUACGGGCCUGGAGUAUCUUCUGAAGAACAUGCAGUUGUCACCCUUUCUGAUGUGCCCAGUGCCAUGCCACAGAAUGUCUCCUUGGAAGUCGUUAACUCCAGGAGUAUAAAAGUGAGCUGGUUACCUCCUCCAUCAGGAACACAAAAUGGAUUCAUUACGGGCUACAAGAUUCGGCAUAGAAAGACAACCCGGAGGGGGGAACUUGAAACACUAGAACCAAAUAACCUCUGGUAUCUCUUCACAGGGCUUGAAAAAGGCAGCCAAUACAGUUUUCAAGUGGCCGCUAUGACUGUAAAUGGAACUGGACCCUCCUCAGACUGGUACACAGCAGAAACACCAGAGAAUGAUCUUGAUGAAUCCCAGGUACCAGACCAGCCCAGUUCUCUUCAUGUAAGACCAUUAACAACCAGUAUCAUUAUGAGUUGGACUCCACCGCUGAACCCCAACAUUGUAGUGAGAGGCUACAUUAUCGGCUAUGGAGUUGGAAGCCCAUAUGCAGAAACCAUCAGAGUGGACAGCAAACAGCGAUAUUAUUCAAUUGAAAAUUUAGAGCCAAGCUCCCAUUAUGUCAUUUCACUAAAAGCUUUUAAUAACGUUGGAGAAGGGGUCCCUCUCUAUGAAAGUGCCACCACUCGAUCACAAACAGACCCCAUUGACCCAUUAGAAAUUGAGUUUUACCCUUUUAUUGAUGAUCUCCCUACCUCAGUCCCAGAUAUGUCCACCCCCAUGCUCCCACCAGUAGGUGUCCAGGCGGUUGCACUUACGCAUGAUGCUGUGAGAGUCAGUUGGGCGGACAACUCUGUCCUUAAGAACCAAAAGAUGACUGAAGUGCGCUUCUAUACCAUACGCUGGAGAACGAGCUACUCAGCCAGCUCAAAAUAUAAGUCUGCUGACACAACAUCUCUAAGUCAUACUGUAACGGGCUUGAAGCCAAAUGCCAUGUAUGAAUUUUCAGUAAUGGUCACAAAGGGUAGACGCUCAAGCACUUGGAGUAUGACAGCUCAUGCCACCACUUAUGAGACAGCUCCAACAUCUGCCCCGAAGGACUUGACAGUUAUCACAAGGGAAAGGAAGCCUCGAGCUGUUAUUGUGAGCUGGCAGCCUCCAAUCGAAGCCAACGGCAAAAUUAUUGAUUACAUACUUUUCUACUCUUUGGACAAGAACUUGCAGCUAGAUGACUGGGUCAUGGUGACAAUAACUGGUGAUAGAUUAACUCAUGAAAUAUUGGAUCUGAACCUAGAUACUGCCUACUACUUUAGAAUCCAAGCACGCAAUGCCAAAGGAUUGGGACCUCUGUCUGAUCCAAUUACUUUUAGGACGCCUAAAGUGGAACACCCUGACAAAAUGGCUAAUGACCAAGGUCGUCAUGGAGAUGGAGGGUACUGGUCAGUAGAUACAAACCUGAUCGACAGGAGCAGCCUCAAUGAGCCUCCAAUAGGACAAAUGCACCCACCACAUGGUAGUGUUACCCCACAGAAAAACAGCAACUUGUUAGUCAUUAUUGUGGUGACAGUUGGCGCUAUUACGAUUCUGGUGGUGGUAAUUGUAGCGGUGAUUUGUACACGGAGAUCUUCAGCCCAGCAGAGGAAAAAACGUGCCACGCACAGCGCUGGCAAGCGAAAAGGCAGCCAAAAAGAUCUGCGGCCGCCUGACCUUUGGAUCCACCAUGAGGAAAUGGAAAUGAAGAACAUUGAAAAGCCAUCUGGAUCGGACACGCAAGGAAGGGACUCCCCAAGGCAAAGCUGUCAAGAUAUAACUCCUGUUAGCCACAGUCAAUCAGAAUCACAGCUGGGCAGCAAAAGCACAUCGCAUUCUGGCCAAGAUACAGAUGAGGUUGGAAGCAACAUAUCAACACUGGAGAGAACUCUUGCUGCCCGCCGAGCCACAAGGGCCAAACUCAUGAUUCCGAUGGACUCACAGACCAGUAACAGUAACCCUCCUGUUGUGAGUGCCAUUCCUGUGCCAACCCUAGAAAGUGCCCAGUAUCCUGGCAUCCUUCCAUCACCAACAUGUGGCUACCCACACCCACAGUUUACUCUACGACCGGUACCCUUCCCUACACUUUCCGUGGACAGGGGAUUUGGAACUUCUAGAGCAGUGACUGAGGUCCCGGCUUCACAACAGCCAUCAAUGCUGUCACACCAUCAACAAGAACAUUCCACUAGUGAAGAUGCUCCAAGCAGAACAAUCCCUACUGCCUGUGUUCGGCCAACGCACCCUCUCCGAAGCUUUGCAAAUCCCUUGUUACCGCCGCCAAUGACUGCAAUGGAACCUAAAAUUCCUUACACGACACUGUUGUCUCAAACAGGGUCAAGCCUUCCUAAGGCACAAGUGAAGACGGCAUCAUUGGGUCUGGCAGGUAAAGCAAGGUCUCCGCUACUCCCUGUAUCUGUUCCAACAGCGCCAGAUGUUUCAGAAGAAAGCCACAAACACACAGAUGAUCCCUCCAGUGUAUAUGAACAGGAUGAUUUAAGUGAACAAAUGGCCAGCUUGGAGGGGUUGAUGAAGCAGCUAAAUGCCAUCACGGGAUCAGCGUUUUAACUGUGGCUGAAGAAAAACAUCAACCAUUUUGCUGUCAGAAGCAAUUGUUGCACACUGGGAAACUGUGUGUCACAUGCAAUUUCUGUCAGCAAAAGGAUUUUUUUUUAAAAAAAAAUACCCAGGAAAACUGCAGCAUACCAGUGUUUUAUAUCUCACUCAUGGAUACAUCUACAUUGACCCACCAAAAACCCUUUUAUGCCAUUGAUUUUACACAAGAAACAUUUUGGAUGAAGCAGAAGAAAGAUUUAGUUCCUUCGAGGAAUUGGAAUAUGGAUUUUGUGGAUGGAAAGAAAGUGAAAAGAAACGAAUCCCAUUCUCUUACAAGAUCAGAAAACCUCUUCGAAGCUUCCAUCUCAUUAUGUUCCACACCAGAUGGAAUAUGAAGCCUCAACAUCACAAAUGUUUCAUUUUCUUCAUCAUAAAUCACCAGGCAAUGCUUUCCAAUUAAAGCAAAGCAAUUGAUUGGCUAAUUUCAUACAGUUGUUUACAACAUACUGAACUUUGUGUAUGGCUAAAUAUAGCACUGAACCUUGGGAACAGAUUCCAGCAGCACAAAUUUAAACAUUACAUGAAUUUAGAUGCAAAUUUUCAUUUGAAGUAUUUUUUUUUUAAUGUUAUUUCAGUCUGGGAAAAUAUAUAUAUGUGGUGAUAUAUAUGAGGUGAGCAAGCAAUUUUGAAGGAGUCAUUGCUUGAGGGAAUGAGAGUGGUGUGCAGAGAAAAAAAUAGAUUUACAUUACAAUUUUCUGUAAGUUGUAUUGAUUGUGACAUCACUCACAAAUUCAUUCUUAUCAUCCAUGACUUGCACAGGGAGAAUGGACGGAACAGUACAUUUUUUUUUUUAACAGGAUCACAAAUCAUAUAAAUGUUGCUUUACUAACCUUGAAUUUGUUUCCGAAACUAGAUCAUGGAAAACAAAUCAACUUUUUUUUUUUAACUCAAAGCUGCAUAUUUGGGGGAAAUAGUCUAAUCUCGGAAAUGUGAUUGUGUUUUUGUGCAAGAUAAAAACCUGAUCACUUUAAAAAUUCCCAUUUUUCCAUUCACUUUUUACAAUGAAUGACUUCUAUAGAAACUAACCAGAUUAAAUGUAUGUUUGGAAAACACAAAUUAGAAAAUAUUUGUGGUUGCAGGAUUUUCCUUGAAUCACCAAUUCCUGGCAUAUAAUUUCCAUAUUGUUCUAUAAUACAAAACUGAUAUUUUCUGGCAUGAAGACUUUAUGAAGACCUGCCAUGACCUUAAAGCACUCACCUACAAGUAUUUACUGCUGGAGCUUUUACUGCUUACUUACUGUGCAAAAUAUACAGUUGCUCACUGAUUUUUUUCCAGAAAUCAUAAUUUAUCCAUUCAACAGCCAAAUCUUCUUUUGUUAGCUGCUUUGUCAAAAUGUGAUCCACCCGUUAAAGAUCAACCACUGCUGUGAAUAAUCUCUAACUGGAAAUUGUUUGGUAUCUUACAGAAGGGUUAUCUUAACAUCAAUAUGUGACAUUCCCUUGUAAAGAUGGGAACACAACAGGUAAGGUUGGGCAGACUUGGAAAAAUCUUGCCAUGUCUUUAAAGGGAUCCUGUCAUCGGAAAACAUGUUUUUUUCAAAACGCA
Molecule: messenger RNA, 6558 nt
Organism: Xenopus laevis (African clawed frog)
Lineage: Eukaryota; Metazoa; Chordata; Amphibia; Anura; Pipidae
Gene: dcc.S
Product: DCC netrin 1 receptor S homeolog
Exons: 29
Coding region: 616-4965 (1449 amino acids)
Biological process (GO): axonogenesis; cell-cell adhesion
Cellular component (GO): membrane
Source: RefSeq, a predicted model, not a curated record